AUCUUCUCAGUUGUGUGGAACGUAUCAAAGCUCACUGGUGCCCCCUAGCAUCCGGAGAUAUUAUUUCCCCUUCGGUCGUGGACAUGGCGGCUCAGGUCCGUGCUCUGGUUUCCGGUCAGUGGCUUGCAGAUGCGGUCAGAAGUAAUCUGGUCGGCCCCAAACUUCGCAUCCUGGACACUUCGUGGUACUUACCGAAGUUGAACCGCAAUGCAAAGGCGGAGUUUGCGCAGAAACACGUCCCGGGCUCGUUGUUUUUCGACAUAGACGAGUGUUCUGAUAGGAACUCUGCCUAUGACCAUAUGUUGCCAACUCCCAGCCACUUCUCCCAGUAUGUGGGAGAUCUGGGAAUCGGGAAUGACCCCCAUGUCGUUGUGUACGACACCAGCGACUUCGGCUCGUACAGUGCGCCACGGGUGUGGUGGAUGUUCCGGCUGUUCGGACACAACUUGGUGUCGGUGCUGGACGGAGGUCUGAAGAACUGGGUGGUUGACGGUCAUACGCUGACGUCUGAGAUCCAAACACCGGAGCGUAGAGAAUUCAAGGCUACAAUGAAUCCAUCCUGGGUGAAAAGUUAUGAAGAUGUGCUGGAGAACAUCAGGACCAAGAAGGUCCAGGUGGUGGACGCCCGGUCAGCGGGCAGGUUCAGGGGGGUUGAGCCUGAGCCCAGAGACGACACACUGCCGGGUCACUUCAGCGGUGCCAUCAACAUGCCUUUCACUACAUUCAUGGACGCCUCUGGAAAGGAGCUACCGACGGGGGAAUUGUCUAAGCUGUUCAAAGAGGCAGCAGUGGACCUGGAGAAACCACUGUGGGUCACGUGUGGUUCUGGUGUCACAGCGUGCCACGUGGUCCUGGCUGCAUAUCUACUGGGCUAUCCUGGAGUCAGUGUUUACGACGGCUCAUGGUCCGAGUGGUUUAAGAGGGCAAGACCAGAAGACAUAAUUUCAGAGGGGGUGAGAACGAAGGUGUGAGCAAGAGGGAGAAGGGUUGACUGGUAUAAAUAAUCAGAAUUUGAUGGUACUCAUGAAAGGGAAAGGUAUUUACUUACUGGCGCAAAAUUGAGUAGCGUCAAGUUAGUAAGGAAAAUAUUAACUUUGCAAAUAUUUACUAAUGUAACUAUAUGAACUUUAACAUGUGCUGUACUAUAAACAUAUUGACAGAAGAUAUGUUGAGCCAUAAUUUUAAUAAAACAAUUCACUGAUUAUUGAAAAAUUGUACAUUGUAAAGCAUUUAUAUUGUAUUCUGUCAUUUCUUUCACAAUAAAUUGAUUCCUGCA
Cynoglossus semilaevis (tongue sole) is the source of this 1276-nucleotide messenger RNA. RefSeq names its product 3-mercaptopyruvate sulfurtransferase-like. The transcript is spliced from 2 exons. NCBI's taxonomy places the organism in Eukaryota, Metazoa, Chordata, Actinopteri, Pleuronectiformes, Cynoglossidae. The record is from RefSeq and is a predicted model, not a curated record. Gene Ontology annotation, molecular function: thiosulfate-cyanide sulfurtransferase activity. Gene Ontology annotation, cellular component: mitochondrion. The coding region runs from base 84 to 971 and encodes 295 amino acids.